This is a messenger RNA of Ruditapes philippinarum (Manila clam), 687 nucleotides long. RefSeq lists its product as uncharacterized. NCBI's taxonomy places the organism in Eukaryota, Metazoa, Mollusca, Bivalvia, Venerida, Veneridae. Gene Ontology annotation, biological process: signal transduction. The transcript is spliced from 6 exons. Bases 88 to 687 code for a protein of 199 amino acids. The record is from RefSeq and is a predicted model, not a curated record.
AUUCAUAUUUUUUACCAGUACUUUAUUAUAUAGAUUCAUCAGAUCCUUGCAAAUGAGGGUUAUCCUAUUUGGAUUGAUGUGAAUGAGAUGAAUAAAUAUGCCAACUUACUUGAGGGAAUGGCGAGGGCUGUCGAGGAGGCCUACGUCAUUUUAAUCUGCUUCUCUGAACAGUACAGAAACAGUCAGAACUGUCGAACAGAGGCAGAUUAUGCAUACGCUCAGCAGAAGAACAUUGUGCCAUUAAAGAUGCAGCGAGGGUAUAAACCUGACGGUUGGCUUGGAGCUCUAAUUGGUGCCCGGCUUUACAUUGAGUUCUCACCACACUAUCCAUUUGAAGAUCAGAUGAUUAAAGUUAGGAACCAGAUUAAACAGGAUGAUGAGCCUCAAAGAGAACCAACACCACUUCCGAAACCUCUACCAGAACCAGCUGUGAGUCCAUUAAGAUCCUGGUCAAAGCAGCAAAUUGAUUCUUGGAUAGCUGAACACAGACUUGAAGGGCCUGGUUUUAAGGCUGUAAAGAGAUUGACAGGUGAACAGUUAGAAAAAUUCCCUUUACAAAGGUGGCCCUCAGUGUCACCGGACACUUUCUAUCGCUGGCUGGAAUCGAAGGUUGAGUUAAAGUCACUAGAAGAUCUUAUGAGAUUUGAUAGGGCAAUUCAAGCAUUAGGAAAGCAUGUAACUCAUUGA